AUGGUGAGUACAAGACGGACGAACUAUGAGGAGGAGGAUCAUGAUGACCCCAUGAACGAAGGAAACACCAUGGAACACCAUGAAGAGUACCAACCCGCUGAGCCCGCUGGUGAAGGGACCUCUCGACGCCCAGGCAAACAAGCAAUGCCUGAUGAAGAAGGUCGGGUCCAAGAUGCAGGAAGCUCAUCGUCACCAUCCCAUGGUGUACGGCGAACUACCAACGUCCAUGAGGUGUACAUGGAGAACGAGGCAUUGAGCCAGCAUUUAGAAGAGACUCUCAGGCUCAAGAAAGAGUGGCAAGAGAGGUAUGGAGCCCAGGAGGCCACAAGGCCACAAAGAAGGGGAACCCGCGGGCGUCUUGGUACAGCGAGAAGGGGACGACCCCGUGGGAGUCGUUCAACACGUUACCCUCCCGAAGGUCAAGAAAGAUCUAGGUCACCAACAACCCAAGGUCGUGAUGCUAGUGCCAUACCACAACGACCUUCUCGUGAGAACGACAACCAUGGUGGGAGGAGCGAGCGCCCUCCAUCCCAACAAAGACCACGAGUAACAACCUCAGGUCGUGAGAAUAGGAGGAAUAAUGUACGCCCUCCUACACAACAACAAAUUAGGAGGGAUGCACGAGGACCUACUGCCCCACAAGAUGAUGCUGUAGAUCCCCCACGAGGAGACUCCCGUGAGGAGAGGGGCACAACACACAAUAAUGGGAUCCCACCAUCUCAACCACUUCCAGCACCUAAGGAUAUUGGUGGGGACGAGAGGGGAAGAGAUCAUGUUCGAAACCCUCCUUCACCAAUCAGGUUCCCACCAUCACCAAUAAGGCAUCCUGAGCCUCCACGUACUAAUGCACAAGCACCACAUCAACCAGCCCCAAAGGGGAGAUCACGACAGAGGGAAGCACCUCCAAGUCGCCUUCCAAGUCAAGACUUGCCUCGACCCCCUCAAAACGGGCAAGAAAACUACCGAGACAACCAUGCUCGACAGGUACCUCAACCUAGGGGAUAUGGACGGGAAAGGCAACGCACCAUCUCUCGUGAUAACUAUGUCCGUCCGAGACCAGCACCCAGGGAGACUAGACCACAGCGUGCGCGACCCCACUCACCCCGAGACGAUAGUUAUUUAUCAAGAUCUCGGAUUGUCGCAACACAAUCAUAUGCCCAACAACGGCCUGCACCUCGGGGGCCGCAACAAGAGAGGACGGUGAGCUUCAUGGGGGAGAGUUACCGUUCCGACUCAAGGAGCCGAUCUGUGAGCGUUCAAGACAAUGCACCUCCUCCAUAUUAUGAGGAGCACCCUCGAUACCCCCCACGUGAUGCAAGGAGCUCUGACCUUCGGGACCAUCUGAACCAAAGGCGACAACCUGACUUGAGAGACCACUUGAACAGGGGGCACGAUUAG
Cannabis sativa is the source of this 1398-nucleotide messenger RNA. RefSeq lists its product as uncharacterized. The transcript has a single exon. NCBI's taxonomy places the organism in Eukaryota, Viridiplantae, Streptophyta, Magnoliopsida, Rosales, Cannabaceae. The record is from RefSeq and is a predicted model, not a curated record. Bases 1 to 1398 code for a protein of 465 amino acids.